Messenger RNA from Drechmeria coniospora, 1008 nucleotides. Its product is annotated as JmjC domain protein. The record is from RefSeq and is a predicted model, not a curated record. Gene Ontology annotation, molecular function: 2-oxoglutarate-dependent dioxygenase activity. The transcript has a single exon. The coding region runs from base 1 to 1008 and encodes 335 amino acids. NCBI's taxonomy places the organism in Eukaryota, Fungi, Ascomycota, Sordariomycetes, Hypocreales, Ophiocordycipitaceae.
AUGACGAGAAGCGUUCGAUGUAGUAUCCAUUGGAGGCGUCGAUUCCUUCAUUCAUCCAGUCGCGCAAGCAUCAUUCCGGUCACUUCAGCUGUCCCCGCCUCCGACGGUCGCAUCAGCAUCCAGUCGUUUCAGCAAACUGCUUUGAUUCCCGAAAAGCCAUUACUCUUCCGCCAUGGAGCCGACUCCCCGACGACGCUCCUCCCUGCAUUAAGCAAAUGGUUCAGCAAAGAUGGGCUUGCAGGGCAUCAACUGUCAACAUCUUUGGCCGACUUCGGCGACUGGCCAUUUCCCUAUGAACUGGUUCAGACGUCGCCCCGAAAGCGAGACGCUAUCGCUGCUUUCUGCGAUUGGUUAUCUGCGUGCUCAACGACGACUGAUCAUAUGAUGGCUGGUAUUCUACUGUCGGCACUUUCGGACGGAGAGGAGCGUAGGUUCCUCCAGUUACACAGCCCAUGGAAGCUCUUGGCUAGGGCCCUCGAGUUCAACAAGGCGCAACGGGAAAAAGGGCUGGAAACGUUGGAGCUCUACAUUGCUCAAUCCUUGCUCUCGGACCUGCCAACGCCUCUUCAGCCGGAUCUCCCAACCCCAGAGUUGGUGCUGCGGGCAGGGAAAGGGGACGUCUACAGCUCGUCCAUCUGGCUCGGUACAGAACCAACAUAUACACCGCUGCACAGGGACCCGAACCCGAAUUUAUUUUGCCAGCUGUGCAGCCGGAAACUCGUGAGAUUGCUGCCGCCUUCCUCGGGCGACCGGAUAUACUACGAGGUCCAGGUGCGGACCCGACAGCAGGGCAACGGCCGCAUCAGAACGACGGAGAUGAUGGAAGGAGCGGAGAGAGAAAUUUUGUAUGAUGCAAUUUGGAACAGCAACGAGUUGCCAGAUGAGCUGCACGAGGCCGCCUUGAGCCCGGGAGAUGCCCUGUUCAUCCCCAAGGGAUGGUGGCACUCGGUCAGGAGCGUUGGAAUGGAUGGGCAGCUGAACGGCUCGGCCAACUGGUGGUUCAGAUAA